This is a messenger RNA of Emiliania huxleyi CCMP1516, 1403 nucleotides long. RefSeq lists its product as hypothetical. The record is from RefSeq and is a predicted model, not a curated record. Gene Ontology annotation, molecular function: ATP binding; protein serine/threonine kinase activity. Gene Ontology annotation, biological process: protein phosphorylation; intracellular signal transduction. NCBI's taxonomy places the organism in Eukaryota, Haptophyta, Isochrysidales, Noelaerhabdaceae. The transcript has a single exon. Gene Ontology annotation, cellular component: cytoplasm. The coding region runs from base 28 to 1200 and encodes 390 amino acids.
AGCAGCGUCCCAACUCGCUUCGGCCCCAUGCCAUACUUUCCCAGCGAGGAGGAGGUGCAAAAACUCAAGGCGUCCGCGCGGUGCGAUCAGCCGGGCGACGACUUGAACAGCGUGCCCUCUGCCUGCCGCUUUCGCUGCUCCUCGCACCGCCUUGGCGACGGGACGUGGGGCCAGGUGUUUGCAGGGCGCCGCAACGCCCGCGGAGCGGCCUCCGAGUUCGCCGUCAAGGUCAUCUCACCGUCUCGCACGCACAACACCAGCUUCACGCCCUCCCAGCUCGUGAAGUCCGAGGGCUACGUGAUGGAGCGGCUCGGCGACCAUCCGAACAUUGUCAAGCUGGUAGCUCAUGGCCCUGCCGCCUCGCUCUUCGCGUCGCCGAAGCGCAAGUCGCUCCUGCGCGCCCCGUGGAGCGAUCCUGCACCCUCUCUGACUGGUGCGCACUGCCUGGUGCUCGAGCGCGUCAGGGGAGGAGAGCUGUAUGCGUUUCUCUCCAAGUUUGAGAGGGCGCACGGGCACCCGCUGCCCGAGGAGACUGCGUGCGAGAUCUUUCGCGGGAUCGCCGCCGGCCUGGCGCACUGCCAUUCGUGCGGCGUCGUGCACCGGGACCUCAAGAUCGAGAACGUCCUCCUCACCAACGACGGAGUCAAGCUCAUCGACUUUGGGCUGAGCCACGCCCACAGCCUCGACUCGGACGGCUCGUGGGCCAACGAGCAGCUCCUCGAUAUCUGCGGCUCGCACGGCUACAUCGCACCCGAGGUUGUGCUCUCGCGCGAGCCCGGCUCGGGCUACGACUCGUACGCCGCGGACGUCUGGUCGCUGGGGGUCUGCCUUGUGGCGAUGCUCGGCGGCUUCCUGCCCUUUGCAGCAGACCAGCGGCGGUUCGCGAGUCAGGUGAGGGUGCUGCGGCACGCCGAAAAGUUGGGCCGAUCGGCGACGAGAGCCAUCUUUGGCUGGUCACCUCGGUGGUGCAAUCUCUCCGUCGGCGCAAUCAGCCUGAUCGAUUCGCUCCUCGCCCUCGACCCUCGCGAACGGCCCUCUGUUGCCGCGGUGCUCCAGCACCCGUGGAUCAGCAGCCACAGCCAUGGCGAGGAGUGCGCAAUCGAGCGCGAGGGACCCACCUCGCCGAUAGGAAGCCACGACCUCGGCAAGCGAUCCGACUCGCCACGGUCAAUUUUGGAGUCGCUCGAUCGAGGCUUGUGACAAGCGAGCGCGUGGUUCUGAUUGACUGCCUGAUGAGUCCUUGCGGACACCACGUCUCAAGGUCUCAUGCCACGUCUGCACAUUUCAUUUCUUGUUCACUACGUUUGUCCAUUAUUGCAAUAGUGUUCUUUCUACCGAACCGAAAGAGAGAAUCAGAGAGAGAGAGAUGUUUUGUUAGAAUCAGAGAAGUCACAAUAUCAGUC